AUGUAUCUGAAAAGAGUUUUUGAAACUUGCAAGCACUUCAUGCAGUUGCAGUACCCUUUGUUGUUUCCUUACGGUGAUGAUGGUUUUCACUUGAAUAUUCCGCUCCAUGGUAAGAAUAAAGUUGUUCCUUCCGAUGCUGAUAGUGAUCUCCACCCGGAUGAGACAAGGCAUCGAUCUACAGUUACAAUGAGAGAGUUUUAUGCUUAUAGGUUAAUGGUCCGGCCUGACGAAGGAAAAAACUUACAUCUAGGAGGACGCUUAUGGCAGCAGUUUGUGGUUGAUGCUUUUGCUGCAGUGGAGCAGUAUAGGCUUGAUUGGCUACGAGGGCAUCAACAUAUUAUUCGAUCUGAGCUUUACAAAUCUAUCUGGGAUUCCAUUCAAAAAGGUGAUACCAACCCAGAAACUCUUGGUAAAAAGGUUAUACUUCCAGCAACCCAUACAGGACAUCCAUCCAUGUUUCUGACUAUGACGUGCAACACAGAGUGGCCUGAAAUAAAGAGCAUGUUAGAGUAUUUGCCCGGUGUUGAUGUUGCUGAUGCACCGGACAUAGUAGCCCGUGUUUUCAAAUUAAAGCUUGAUCAAUUGCUUCACUUAAUCAAAAAACAAAUUUUUUUUGGGAAAUGUAUUGGAGUUAUGCAUGUCAUUGAGUUCCAGAAACAUGGCCUGCCUCAUUGUCACAUGUUAAUAUGGUUGCAUCCAAGCAGUCGUCCAAACAAUGUUCAUGAUGUUGACAAGUUAAUAUCUGCUGAGAUCCCAGACGAGAAUCUAGAUCCUAUUGGUUACAAUGUUGUCAAGCGUUUUAUGAUUCACGGGCCAUGUGGCAAAGAUUACACAUAUUCUCCGUGCAUGGUGAAGGGAAAAUGUGGACGUCAUUUUCCGAAAAAGUUUAAUGGAAACACUUUUUUUGAUGAUUCUGGGUUCCCUGUAUACCGUAGACGUCGGACAACCAACAACGUGAAGAAGAAGGGAGUUUUGCUUGAUAACCAGUACGUUGUCCCAUAUAAUAGGGAAUUGUUAGUCCGGUUUCAGUGUCACAUCAAUCUGGAAGUUUGCAACAGCUCCCGUUCAUUGAAAUAUUUGUUUAAGUAUUGCUUAAAGGGUCAUGAUACAGCAACCAUGUUGUUGCGGAAGAAAAGGGAUGUCAAUGGAGACGCCAGUCAACCAUUACUGGCCAGGUCCCGGGACGAAAUUAAAAACUAUAUUGAUGGCCGGUAUAUUUGUGCUGCUGAAGCUUCAUGGAGACUUCUUGGAUUUGACAUUCACUACCGACAUCCUUCCGUUGAGCGUCUGCCAGUCCAUGUUGAAGGCGAGAAAAACGUAACUUUCAAGAAUAAUGAGAGCUUGGCAUCUGUGGCUGAAAAAUCCAAAACUCGCCACAGCAAGCUUGAGGGUUGGUUUGAGGCUAACAAGGCCUACCCUGCAGCCAGAGAAUUCACUUAUCAGGAAUUCCCGCAAAACUUCACAUGGAAAGCAGAUGCUUGCAAGUGGAAGCCAAGAGAAAGGGGUAUUGUUUUUGGUCGAUUGUCUGAUGUUCAUGCAUCUUCGGGUGAGACAUUUUUUCUCCGGAUGAUAUUGAUGCAGAAUAAAGGAGCUACGUCCUUCAAGGCUCUGAAAACAGUAAAUGGUGUUGUGUAUAAAACUUACAAGGAAGCUUGCGGUGCUCUUGGCCUUCUAAAAGAUGAUCGGCAGUGGCAUGUCGCCAUGUCCGAGAGUGCAGCCUACGCAAUGCCGAGCCAGCUGAGGCAAUUGUUUGUCCACAUCAUUUCAAACAAUCAGGUUGCUGAUCCACUCAGGUUAUGGGAACAACAUCGAGUUUCAAUGGCUGAUGAUAUUCUUUAUACAAGGCGUCAGAAAGCCAAUAAUAUGAGCCUCCAAUUAGAUGAGUCUGAGAUAUAUAAGCUUACGUUGACAGAAAUAGAGAAACUGCUUAAUGACGUUGGCAAGAGUUUGAGAGACUUUUCCACACUUCCUGUUCCAGACGAAAGGUACAUGCGUGAUCUGGACAAUAGGCUUAUAAAUGAUGAAUUGUCUCACAACAGAGCUGACAUGCAAGAGCAGCACGACAAAUUAUACAAAAACUUAAACAAGGAGCAGCUUAACGCUUAUGAGUCAAUUAUUCAGAGCGUUCGUGAUAAAAAGGGUGGUGUGUUCUUUGUGUAUGGAAGCGGAGGAUGUGGCAAGACAUUCUUCUGGAACACCGUUAUCUGCAGAUUGCGUAGUGAAGGACAAAUUGUCCUUCCUGUGGCAUCAUCGGGUAUUGCUGCUACACUAUUGCCGGGUGGGAGGACAGCUCACUCAAGGUUUCACAUACCACUGAAGAUUGAUCGUCACUCCAUAGCUGGUAUCAAGCAUGGAUCUCCACUUGCUGAAUUGAUCAAGCAAACCAGUUUAAUAAUAUGGGAUGAAGCACCGAUCCAACACCGCCAUGCUUUUGAAUGUGUGGACCGUAGUCUCAGAGACGUCAUGUCUUUGGUAGAUCCCGUAAGGGCUAGACUCCCUUUUGGUGGGAUUUCGAUUGUAUUUGGCGGAGACUACAGAUAG
Messenger RNA from Daucus carota subsp. sativus, 2541 nucleotides. RefSeq lists its product as uncharacterized. Gene Ontology annotation, biological process: telomere maintenance; DNA repair. The transcript is spliced from 6 exons. Gene Ontology annotation, molecular function: DNA helicase activity. The record is from RefSeq and is a predicted model, not a curated record. Bases 1 to 2541 code for a protein of 846 amino acids. NCBI's taxonomy places the organism in Eukaryota, Viridiplantae, Streptophyta, Magnoliopsida, Apiales, Apiaceae.